Molecule: messenger RNA, 1859 nt
Organism: Haliotis rubra (blacklip abalone)
Lineage: Eukaryota; Metazoa; Mollusca; Gastropoda; Lepetellida; Haliotidae
Product: MAM and LDL-receptor class A domain-containing protein 1-like
Exons: 13
Coding region: 97-1755 (552 amino acids)
Cellular component (GO): membrane
Source: RefSeq, a predicted model, not a curated record
GCUAUCUUGUCUAAUCCAGACUGAAUACUACUUGUACACAGUUAGUGUCUGCUCCUUGUGUAUAUUACUGCUACUUGGGAUAUUCUGUCAAGAGUCAUGACUUUGUACGGUGUCACAGUUUCUUUGUUCCUAUUAUGGUUCAUAGUAGAUGUCACAGCUCUGUCUUGCAACUUUGAUCACGGUUACUGUGGCUGGAAGCAGAGCUGGAGCGACCAACUAGAUUGGAGGAUUGGGAAAGGAGCCACCUCAGAUGCCACUUCCGGUCCAAAACAAGACCACACAUCUGGCAGAGGACAGUAUGUGUAUAUCCGAGGCGAGGACGCCCGUGACGCCAACGCACAUGCCACUCUCGUCAGCCCCUUCCUAAGAGUAACGUCUGUUAUAACCCUCACGUUCUGGUACCACAUGAACGGUAACGGAAUAGGGACGUUGUCAAUGUCGAUGCUGCCUGCAAGCGGCGGACGCUUUCUUCUGUGGCGGCUGUCUGGUCGUCAAGGCAACGAAUGGAAGCAGGCCCAAGUCAAAAUUCCCCCUGGCCUGUAUGAGGUAGAGUUGGAAGCAUCAGCGCGGCUUCAUAUUGGCAGCGACAUCGCCGUUGACGACAUUCACGUCACUCAUGAACCCCCAGAAGUGACAGGUAUCACAAGGCCUAGCACUACCACUACAACAACUACUACGACCACUACACCUACCCCCACACCUUCAACAACACCAAGACCAAAAAUAGGACUCUCUUGUGCAUUCGAGAAGGACAUGUGUGUUUGGGCUCAAGACAACGUGGACAAUUUUGAUUGGAGGCGAACCAAGGGUUUGUCUGACGACCGUUCAUCCGGACCUUUAGGAGACCACACCACCGGAAGUGGCUACUACGUGUACAUGCGUGGAGCAGACUCCAGCCACCCGGGGGAGUACACUCGCCUGACCACGCCCUUCAUAGAGGCCUACAGCCCCUCCAACAUGACCUUUUGGUAUCACAUGAACGGCGCAGGCAUUGGCACACUCAAGGUUCUCCGUCUAGGGCUUGACCACCUCACGUCAGAGCUGUUUUCCGUCAGUGGCAGACAGGGGCCCGACUGGCAUCAGGGGCAUGUCAACAUUCAGCCCGGCAGGUUUAGGAUCGUGAUUGAGGCAACGGCCAAGCUGCACUACGGUAGCGACAUUGCAAUCGACGAUAUCGUAGCCUCUGUGUUUGAAGUGUUUCCCAUGACAACAACACCAACGCCGACAACAACAACUCCAACACCACCAACAACAGCACCCAAGCCCAUCACGUGCUCGUUCGAGACUGAUAUGUGCGGAUGGUCGCAAUACAAGGGAGACAACCUGGAUUGGACUAGAUGGACGGGUGCGACCCCAGACUUUGUCUCUGGACCAACCACCGAUCAUACCACUGCACAUGGCUACUUCAUGUUCCUUGACGGUCGCCUCGUCGAGAAUAGUACUGCGACUGCUGUCCUCGUAACACAUGACCUCGAUAUCAAAACAACGUCGUCCUUGACCUUUUGGUAUUACAUGAAUGGAGCCAACAUUGGAUCUCUGCGUGUCCAGAAGCUGACGGCUGACGGCACUGUGACCACGCUGUGGAGACUAGCUGGGAGGCAGGGGCCACAGUGGUUAGAGGGGCAAGUAGCACUGCCCCUGGGAACAUACAGACUGACAAUAUCGGCAACGGCUCUUCAUCACUACGGGAGCGACCUCGCCAUUGAUGACGUCACACUAAAGACAGAUGACAACCCGGACCCAAUUGUUGGGUGACACAAAUUUCAGACAACACUGAAGCUGGACAUGUUGGAACUUUGUGCUAUGAUUGUGUUUUGAAUAUAUGUUUUGUUAUACAGAAAUAAAAUAUAAUAUAUAUA